Fusarium vanettenii 77-13-4 is the source of this 342-nucleotide messenger RNA. RefSeq lists its product as uncharacterized. Bases 1 to 342 code for a protein of 113 amino acids. Lineage: Eukaryota; Fungi; Ascomycota; Sordariomycetes; Hypocreales; Nectriaceae. The record is from RefSeq and is a predicted model, not a curated record. The transcript has 2 exons.
AUGGCGAACCGUGUCCACCGAAUCACCAUGUUCAAGAUGCCUAGCGAGGCUGACCGGGCCGUUCUUCUGGAGCAGUACAACAAGCUGAGUGCCAACCAGCAAAAGGACGGCAAGCCUUAUAUCCUGUCCAUGGUGGUCGGUGCCGCCGAUGAAGAUGCCCGAUCUCAGGGAUACCACUUUGUCUCCAAGACCGAGUUUGCCAGCAUGGAGGAUAUGAAGUACUACGACGAGGAGUGCAAGGCUCACAGCGACCUCAAGACGACUGUCAAGACGCUGGGCGUUCAGGGUGUCUUGACCAUUUACUUUAAGCCUCAGGCUAUUGGUGGUAUUGACAAUGCUUGA